Messenger RNA from Alexandromys fortis (reed vole), 3480 nucleotides. It is a transcript of the gene Ppp4r2, whose product is annotated as protein phosphatase 4 regulatory subunit 2. The coding region runs from base 248 to 1495 and encodes 415 amino acids. Gene Ontology annotation, molecular function: protein phosphatase regulator activity. Lineage: Eukaryota; Metazoa; Chordata; Mammalia; Rodentia; Cricetidae. Gene Ontology annotation, cellular component: protein phosphatase 4 complex; nucleus; cytoplasm. The transcript has 9 exons. The record is from RefSeq and is a predicted model, not a curated record.
GCGCUGACGUGCCGGGCGCCAUGUUGGAGGGCUGGUGGUAGCGGCUCGGGGAGGUUCUCGCUCUGUCCGUCUCGCUCCGUCUCUCGCUUCCCCCCCGGCUCCCUCCGGGACCCCCCCUGCCCGGUCGCCGGCGUGUGGCGGAGUGUGUGCGAGGGCGGGGGCGGGCGUCGGGGGGGCGGGGGCGGGCGCCGCGGCCCCCGGGACGGCGGCCGAGGGAGGCGCCGGCGGCGAGGGACUCCGCGGCGCCAUGGACGUCGAGAGGCUGCAGGAGGCGCUGAAAGAUUUUGAGAAGAGGGGGAAAAAGGAAGUUUGUCCUGUCCUGGAUCAGUUUCUCUGUCACGUAGCCAAGACUGGAGAAACCAUGAUUCAGUGGUCCCAAUUUAAAGGUUAUUUUAUUUUCAAACUGGAGAAAGUGAUGGAUGAUUUCAGAACUUCGGCUCCUGAACCAAGAGGUCCUCCCAAUCCUAAUGUUGAAUAUAUUCCCUUUGAUGAAAUGAAGGAAAGAAUACUGAAAAUUGUCACUGGAUUUAAUGGUAUCCCUUUUACUAUUCAACGACUAUGUGAAUUGCUAACAGAUCCAAGAAGAAAUUAUACAGGAACAGACAAAUUUCUCAGAGGAGUAGAAAAGAAUGUGAUGGUUGUUAGCUGUGUUUGUCCUUCUUCAGAGAAGAACAGUUCUAAUAGCUUAAACCGAAUGAAUGGUGUUAUGUUUCCUGGAAACUCACCAAACUAUACUGACAGGUCUAAUAUAAAUGGACCUGGAACACCAAGGCCACUUAAUCGACCAAAGCUUUCUUUGUCAACCUCCUUGACAACAAAUGGUUUGCCUGAGAGUACAGAUAGCAAAGAGUCAGACCUGCAUUCAAAUGAAGAGAAAGCCCACAGUGAUUCUCCAGCUUCCGAAUCAGAAGUUUCUUCACUGAGCCCUGUUAAAAAUAAACACCCAGAUGAUGAUACUGUGGAAGCCGAGGAGCAUGAGGUGAAAAGGCUACGGUUUGACAAAGAAGAUGACGUCCGAGAGACAGCUAGCCAGACGGUGUCCAGUGAAGGCUCAGUUAGGGCAGAGGAAGCUGAAACAGCAUCUUCCCCUCCGGAGAAGGACAGAGAAAAUCGCAGCAGGCAACAUUGUACAGACGACGACGAGGACGAGGAGGAAGAGGAGGAGGAAGAAUCUUUUAUGACACCACGAGAAAUGGUCCCAGAAAGAAAAAAUCAAGAAAAAGAAUCUGAUGAUGCUUUAGCUGUGAAUGAAGAGCUUUCAGAGGAGGAUACUCACAUGGAGGACUCUGACGGGUCUGCAGCUCAGAGAGAUCCUCGCUUGGAACGGAGUGACAGUGCAGGGGCUGUGAGUAGUGGUUCUGACUACCCUGAGACAGAAGAGUCAGCAGGGUCCGCUUCCAGGAAAACGGGAGAAAGUGUCUCCGUGUCAUCCAUGGAGAGUGACGAAACCACAGACGUCACAGACGAACCAAUGGAACAAGACUUAACUACUUAGAAACACUUAGAGGCAGUAUUUUACAUACAGUUCUGGUUUUACACUGUAGAGAACUUUUAAGUAAUAAAUGGACCUUUAGUUUUACAAGAGAAACAGGCUGUAAAAUAAAGAACCUUAAGAAUAAACCCUGACAGUUGUGCGUGGAAGAGCUGUGAAUACUGGCUCCUCUGGGUCCUGCUUAUUGCCGAUUUUCUUGUUUUUGUUGGGUUUUUGUUUGUUUGUUUUUUUUUUUUUUUUCCUGGUGUACUCAAAUCAGUGGUUUGUGUAUAGAUUUUUUUUUUAAUUUAGAAUUAAAGUUUUUAAACUGGAAGAUAAUUAUAAUUUUGAAAACUUUUUAAAGAUAAUCACAUUUGGUUUAUACAUGCGCAAGGAAGAUUUUGUCUUGUCUCUAGCAGUUUCCAUAUUUCAGUCAUAGUUUGAACAUGUUAACAUGUGAAUUAUAGGGUUUCAUGUGGUUUCAGAUUUUAUUGUUCAACUGUACAAUGGGACUUUAAGUCAUAUAUACAUAUAUAGAUUAUUCUAAGGGGGAUGUUAUAUUUUUCUGUUUCUAUAAGAGAUGAAUACAGUGGAUACUUUUUUAUUGGUAAUGACUGAGUUCACUUCUUUAAGAAGACAUUUUCUUUUCUUCUGAGUAAUUGAGAUAAAAUCUGGCCCCUGGAAAACCCUGGGAAUCUUUAAGUCUGUUGAAAUACCAGGUUAAACACAUUCCAAGAGAUCUGUGCAAACUAAAAUUCUUUUGUAUACUUCUACGGUGCCUGAAAAAAAAAAAAAGACUUGGUUAUUUAUGAGAAAAUGUCCUUUAUCUUGGGAGUUGUGUGGGAGCAUUAGCUCACCAUUUGGUUGGACGAGUGCUUAGGAGCCUGACAGGAAACCAUCUCAAAAGAGCCCACAGGUCCUGUAACGUUUCACUUGCUUUUCUGAACAUUGUGAACAUUACACCUUUCUGUCUAAAUUACCUUAUAUGCACAUGGUACUGGUGUGAAACAGCACUGUACUACUGGAAGAAUUCGUGGAUUAUUUCAGUAAUGUACCUGAGCUAAAAUGACUAGAGCUUUAGGGAUACACAGAAACCACCAUGAUUUGUAUAACAUUUUGAAGUGAAUUAAUAUUUUUGAACAUGCUUCUUCGACAGCCAGUGUUCUAUUUUUCAGAUCAACACAAAGCACAAUGGUUACUACUCUAAACUCACUAUUUUCAAAGUCACGUAUUUAAAGUCAUGCAAGCUGCAACUCCCUGUCAAAAUUACUGGCUGCCAAAUUUAUACCUGUUUCUUCAGCUGUACCUUUUGAUAUUUAGAAUUUUUAAAUUUCUGUAAAGUAGAUUUUGUAGACUGUAAUGUGUUCACUGCCUUUGUGAAGCGGUAUAAUUGUAUAAUUUCGUGUGUAAACUGAAUGCUUGGGCUUUCAAUACAGUAUUCAUAUAAAGCAAUAAAUAUUAAUGUUAUGAAAUAUUCGAGUACAUUUUUAUCAAAAUACUAAAGAACCCUUUUUUAGUUUCAGACACCUGAGGUACACAGAUGGACUUGUAGUAGAUGCAAACAAUUUCUCACACUGUAUCAUAAGCUUUGGGGGAUUUGGAGUGAAACCACAACGUUUGCAUUUUGACUACUUAGACAUUACUAUGCCUAAAAAUAAAGAUAUUUUGGCUCAGUUUGUUCAUAGAGUAAUAUACUACUGACUUACAGCCUACAGGUUCACAACAGCUAGACAAUAUAUUUAUGGAUCUGUAAAAAAAUUGAAUGUUGAUUUAAUUGCACCCAAAAGGGGUAAAAAGUCAAGUGUAAUUUUUUAAAAAUUGGCAAAAAUGUUAAAAUGAAGCAGAUUUUGAAUGUGACAUUUAUGUGUAGUGACCUGUUACUCUAUUUUGUUGAGGGAUUGCCAGUGAGAGCAUAUUUUAAAUAUUUUAGGUUUAGAAACUUUGAGAUUUUUUUCCUUAGGGUAUUUAUGAGAUUGUUGUCAAUAAACCUGUUCUCUAAGCUCCUGUGA